Echinostoma caproni is the source of this 288-nucleotide messenger RNA. The record is from the annotation of a GenBank genome assembly. Lineage: Eukaryota; Metazoa; Platyhelminthes; Trematoda; Plagiorchiida; Echinostomatidae.
AUGGAACGGUCUCCCAGUGUUCCAAAACGUGUUAGCAAAAGUCAGCGUGAAAGUCAUAGUGAAAUUGAACGAAAGCGUCGUGAACGAAUGAAACGUGAUACGGAAUUUCUCAGAAAACAAGUUUCGAACACACAAUGCAAAGACAAACUGUCCAUUUUUCAAGCCGGUGCGGAAAAAUUGAUCCAAUAUACCGGUACGGUGUCCGUUUACUCACUGAUUUUCACAGACAAAUUGGGCAAACGUGAAUAUAUCAUUAACGACGAAGAGUAUUCACAAAUCAUAAUGAAU